Messenger RNA from Tigriopus californicus, 956 nucleotides. RefSeq names its product homeobox protein Wariai-like. Gene Ontology annotation, molecular function: protein binding. The transcript is spliced from 2 exons. Lineage: Eukaryota; Metazoa; Arthropoda; Copepoda; Harpacticoida; Harpacticidae. The coding region runs from base 65 to 889 and encodes 274 amino acids. The record is from RefSeq and is a predicted model, not a curated record.
AUAUUCCACUCCAACGUUAAGAAACCCAACUCGAUUCGCCAUUAGUCAGAUUUGACGUUUCAGAAUGGCAGAAGAUGGUCAAGAAAAGCUGUGUCAAGCAAUCAUCAACAAUAACUACGCCUUAGUCAGAUUCCUCAUUGAGGUAAAGGAAUGCAGUCCCAUUGGUCCAUCAAAGUUGGGAACACCAGUGAACGUAGCAUGUGCUCAUGGGCGGAUUAGGAUCCUGAAUUACUUACUAGACCUGAUCGCUCACAACUCCUUGAAUAUUAAUCAAGUUGACUUGGAGCACACCAGUUGUUUGCAUUUGGUAUGUCUCUCAAUGGAGAAGCUUUGGUUGAUCCCCCGGCUCUUGGAACACGGAGCUGAUCCCAAUGUGACAGAUCGACAAGGCCGAAGUCCAUUAAUGAUCUGUGCAGCACGUGGCUUAACUCUGGGAGUGAAGAUACUUACAAAGCCCGCGGAUACCAACCUACAGUUGGAAGAUGAUCAAGGCCAAACCGCAUUAGAGAUUGCCCGAAAGGCCGGCCACCCUGAAACAGCUCAAGUGCUAGAUGAACAAAUUAAGAAAGCAGAGUUUCAGGAGCGCGAAAUUCCAACGGAGCCCGCUAAAUUCAACGAACAAAGUAUCAAGGAUCUGCCCACUUUAUCCGCAAGUCUUUCUAUGAUGGAUAUCGAUUCCAAGAUUGCGGAGGAGUUGGAAUGCCCCGUGUGUUUGGAAGAUAUGCACCCUCCUGUGUUAAUAUUCAGUUGCAGCAACGCUCAUUUGUUUUGUGGCCGAUGCAACAUCCUUGAGCUCAAGACAUGCCCCAAAUGUCGGGAAGAUUUCAGCCAAUAUCCACCCAAUCGAAAUCGCUUGGCCGAACGGUGGGCACAUAAGUUGUUUUCAUAGGCACCACUUUUAUUCAUAUUUUGAUAAGAAUGAUGUUAUUGUUUUUGUAAUACAUUAUGGAAAUGCA